Molecule: messenger RNA, 660 nt
Organism: Uranotaenia lowii
Lineage: Eukaryota; Metazoa; Arthropoda; Insecta; Diptera; Culicidae
Exons: 1
Coding region: 1-660 (219 amino acids)
Molecular function (GO): zinc ion binding; nucleic acid binding
Source: RefSeq, a predicted model, not a curated record
AUGGAAUGCCAUACUUGUGCCCACAAAGGACAUUUUGCCACUCAUUGUCCCGCCAGGAAAGCAAAAACGGUCCACGCAGUGUUGGCCGAAAAUGGAAGUGGUGAAAGUUCAGAAGAAGAGCUGUUUAUCGGUGCACUGGAAGCCUUGGAUGAAGGAGAGGAUCGGUUCGAAACAGUGAAAGUCAAUAUCAGAAAAGUUUCGGUGAAAUUAGAUACUGGUGCCCACUGCAAUGUUCUCCCGCUUUGGAUGGUAGAGAAAUUAGAGCUGUUGCCGCUAAAACCCUCGCCAACAAAGUGGUUGCUGACGUUCUCGAAUCACAAGAUGCGAGUUCUAGGGGAAGUUGACCCAGUUUGCACCGUAAAGCAAAAGCAGUCCCGGAUUACGUUCAAAGUGGUCGAGGAACGAGUAAUACCAUUACUCGGUAGGAAAACAUGCAUAGCACAGAAAAUGAUAACUCGAAUAGACUCUCUCGAGAUAGAUGACGUCGAGGUGUACGAUGGUCUUGGUUGUUUGAAGGGCUACAUUUAUGACAUCGACCUAGUAGAAAACGCACAGUGGGAAAGUCGACCAGCCAGGCACGUUCCACACAGUAUUCGGGAUCAAGUGAAGAAAGAACUUGACGCAAUGGAUAAACUGGGAGUCAUCGAAAGGAUUCAUUAG